CUCGUCGACGUCACUUCCGCCGCGUCGGCCGCAGGAAAAUGGCGGGGCUGCGGCUGGGGCUGGGGCCGGCCAAGGAGCCGCUGGGGCUGGUGCGGGGCCUGCAGUGGUUUUUCUCCAUCUUCGCCUUCGCCACCUGCGGGGGGUACAGCGGGAAAGUCUCCUACUGGGUGAGCUGCAACGGAAAACCCAACAUUACCGUCACGGUGCCGUUCGGUUACCCGUUCCGGUUGAACCAGGCCGUCUUCACGCCGCCGACGGCCGAGCUGUGCAACAAGACGGAGCCGGGGGAGGUGCACCUGGUGGGCGACUUCUCCUCCUCGGCCCAGUUCUUCGUCACCGUCGCCGUCUUCGCCUUCCUCUACAGCAUGGCCGCCCUUGCCGUCUACCUGGGCUACUUCCACCUCUACCGGGGGGCGGGCGGGAAGCUGCCCUUGGCGGACUUCCUGGCCACCGUGGCCUUCUCCUUCCUGUGGCUGGUGAGCACCUCGGCGUGGGCCAAGGCCCUGACGGACGUCAAGAUCUCGACGGGCGCCCCCCUGCCCAACUGCAGCGGCCCCCGCGUCGCCUGCUACCACGCGGGGGUCAGCCCCAUGGGGUCCCUCAACGUCUCCGUGGUCUUCGGCUUCCUCAACCUCGUCCUCUGGGCCGGCAGCUCCUGGUUCGUCUACAAGGAGACCGACUUCCACCGCCCGGCCCCGCCGCCCCCCGCCGCCCCCGCCGCCAUGUAACCCCCCCCCCCGGCCCCCCCAAAAUUCCUUCCCCGACCGGGGUGCGUGUCCCUGUCCCCCCCCCAAACCCGUCCCCCCAAAUUUCUCGGCCCCCCUCGUCACCACUUCCGGCUUUCCUCCGGGGAGUUGCCACCGGAUUUUCCCCCCCCCCCCGGCGUCGUCGGUCUUAGUAUUUUUUUUUUUUUCCUGGUGUUUGUUUUUGGGUGGGGGGGGGUCGCUAAAUUUGGGUAAUUUUUAUUUUGUAGUUUUGGGUGGGGGUCGUUAAAUUUGGGUAAUUUUUAGAUUUAGUGUUAUUUUUGGGUGGGAGUCGCUAAAUUUGGGUUAUUUUUUUUUUGUAUUUUUGGGUGGGAGUCGCUAAAUUUGGAAUUUUUUUUUGCAUUUUUGGGUGGGGGCCGC
This is a messenger RNA of Cygnus olor (mute swan), 1124 nucleotides long. RefSeq names its product synaptophysin-like protein 1. Gene Ontology annotation, cellular component: synaptic vesicle membrane; synaptic vesicle. The transcript is spliced from 5 exons. The record is from RefSeq and is a predicted model, not a curated record. Bases 39 to 728 code for a protein of 229 amino acids. NCBI's taxonomy places the organism in Eukaryota, Metazoa, Chordata, Aves, Anseriformes, Anatidae.